ACCCACUACCCACCACUCCCCGCCCACCCCUCGCUUUUGUCACGAUUGCGCCCUCGUACCACACGCGCAUGCCGACCUUUGCAGACUCUUUUCGCCUUUUACUCUGCAAUAAUCCCACCACCACUCUCUCCGCCCACCACCCGCGUCGCAUUACACAAUCAACCCGCCUGAUCGAUCAAAGCCGCCGACCAUGGACUUCAACAGCUCGUCGCCCUUCCCGGAGGGCGUCAUCUCCUUCUUGGACACCGACCUCUACAAGCUAACGAUGCAAUGCGCUGUCUUCAAGUACUUCAAGGAUGUUCAAGUCACCUACGCCUUCACGAACCGCACUCCCGAGAAGAAACUAUCGAGGGCCGCCUUCAACUGGCUGCAGGACCAGAUUCAAAAGCUCGGCAACAUCUCCCUCUCGGACGAGGAAUUUCGUUUCCUCAAGACCCAUUGCGAUUACCUGACCGAUGACUACGUCCGCUUCCUCAAGGACUUCCGCCUGCGCCCGCGCGAGCAGGCCGUUGCGACCUUCCGCCCCGUCGGCCCCGACACCGGCGCCGAAUCCGACUCGGACAUUGGCGAGCUGCACGUCGAGAUCAAGGGCGCCUGGCUCGACACCAUCCUCUACGAGAUCCCCCUGCUCGCCCUGACCUCCGAGGCCUACUUCCGCUUCAUGGACACCGACUGGACCUACGACGGCCAGGAGGACCAGGCCUUCGCCAAGGGCAUGCGCCUGCUCGACGCCGGCUGUACCUUUUCCGAGUUCGGCACCCGCCGCCGCCGCGACUACCACACCCAAGCCCUCGUCUUCCGCGGCCUCGUCAAGGCCAGCAAGGAGGCCGAGAAGCAGGGCCUCAAGGGCAAGCUGACCGGCACCAGCAAUGUCCACCUCGCCAUGCGCUUCGGCAUCCCCCCCGUCGGCACCGUCGCCCACGAGUGGUUCAUGGGCAUCGCCGCCAUCCACGACGACUACAAGGCCGCCACCGAGCUGGCCCUGCGCUACUGGGUCGGCUGCUUCGGCGGCAAGCUCGGCAUCGCGCUGACCGACACCUUUGGCACUCAGGAGUUCCUGCGCGCCUUCAGCCAGCCCGUGCGGCCCGUCGACGGCGACGGCAAUGACUCCAGCUUCAAGACCCCCGACGGCAGCAGGCCGUUGACCUACGCCGAGCUGUUCCAGGGCGUGCGCCAGGAUUCGGGCGACCCGGCCGACUAUGUCAAGAUGCUGCGCCAGUACUACGACAGUCAGGGCAUCAAAGACAAGAAGACUAUGGUGUUUUCCGACUCGCUCAACAUCGACCGGUGUCUCGAGUACAAGGCCAUCUCCGAGGAGGCCGGCUUCACGCCGACCUUUGGCGUGGGCACCUUCCUGACCAAUGACUUCACGCACCUCAAGACGGGCACCAAGUCGGUGCCGCUGAACAUUGUCAUCAAGCUGAGCUCCGCUAACGGACGGCCGGCGAUCAAGAUCAGCGACAUCAUCGGCAAGAACACGGGCGAUAAGGAGACUGUCAGCAAGGUCAAGCGCCAGCUCGGCUACGUCGAGAAGGAGUGGACGGGCGGCGACGAGACGCAGCGCUGGGGCAAGGACGAGGACAAGGCAUAGACGGUAGGGAAGCAGCUGGACAUGUCUCGCGAGGGGCAGACCGGGCGAUUCGACAGUGAGACAGACUGGGGAUCUGAGGAGUCCGACGGGAGGGUAGAGCCCGCCCGGUAUCACGACAUGACGGUAGGAGGCCUGCUGGAAUCGGCAGGGCCUCGAUUAUGACGACCAGGAGGUAUAGACUUUUGCAAGAUACCUAUUAACACAUUGAAAUUAAACUAGGGAAAGACCCACGAUGUCACAGAAUCAUUUGGAAACGCCUUCACGAAUCUUGUCAUUCAUCCCCUUGCCUCCAUGCCACAGCGUACAGGCAAUGACAGUCACAUCCCCUAGCAGCAGCACGAAGAGGCCCUCAGGGCAGCUACUACCAAGUCGUUUAGUCGGUCGGUCAACCCGCCAGUUACAUCUGUCUUUAAAGAAUGGGUUUCUCGCCUUCC
Molecule: messenger RNA, 2025 nt
Organism: Colletotrichum destructivum
Lineage: Eukaryota; Fungi; Ascomycota; Sordariomycetes; Glomerellales; Glomerellaceae
Product: Putative nicotinate phosphoribosyltransferase family
Exons: 3
Coding region: 191-1591 (466 amino acids)
Biological process (GO): NAD+ biosynthetic process via the salvage pathway
Cellular component (GO): cytosol
Molecular function (GO): nicotinate phosphoribosyltransferase activity
Source: RefSeq, a predicted model, not a curated record